This is a messenger RNA of Fonsecaea monophora, 1275 nucleotides long. RefSeq lists its product as hypothetical. Bases 1 to 1275 code for a protein of 424 amino acids. Gene Ontology annotation, cellular component: fungal-type cell wall. The transcript has 7 exons. The record is from RefSeq and is a predicted model, not a curated record. Gene Ontology annotation, molecular function: structural constituent of cell wall. Lineage: Eukaryota; Fungi; Ascomycota; Eurotiomycetes; Chaetothyriales; Herpotrichiellaceae. Gene Ontology annotation, biological process: fungal-type cell wall organization.
AUGCGUACUUUCGCUCUCCUCACGGCUUUGGCCGUCUCCGCCCUGGCCUCGCCCAUGCCUCAGGGUGUGACCUCUGCGAUUGCUCCGUCCUCUCCAGCACCUGAUGGCUGCCAGCCCUCGUUCAGCGGCAGCUUCCAGAUUACUGUUGUGAAUGUCUCGUCCUCGGCAGCCAAACGAGAUCUGACCGAGCGUCAAACCUCUGGAGUUCUAACACUCACUCUUGCCGACUCCAUCCUCAAAGAUCAAGCGGGACGGACUGGCUAUAUUGCCUCCAACUAUCAAUUCCAGUUUGACGAACCUCCACAAGCCGGAGCCAUCUACACAAGCGGGUUUUCGAUCUGUUCUAAUUACAGUCUUGCGCUUGGUGGCUCUGCCAUCUGGUAUCAAUGUCUGAGUGGGUCAUUCUAUAAUCUGUACGACCGCAACUGGGCCCCCCAUUGCGUGCCGAUCUACAUCUACGCCCUGGUCGGAUCUUCCGCUCCACCAGCGACACAAGCAACCGAUGGUCAACCCGCAGUGACGACUGUUGUCCCUUCGGUCUCUCAGCUCACGGAUGGCCAACCCCAGGUCACUUCGGUGGCUGUCACACAGAUCUCAGAUGGACAACCUCAGGCUACCACUGGUGUACCUGUCACUCAAAUCAGCGAUGGCCAACCACAAGCAACUACUGGUGUACCCGUCACCCAAAUCUCGGAUGGACAGCCACAGGCUCCCAGCGGGACCCCCGUUUCCCAGAUCAGUGAUGGCCAACCACAAGCUCCAACUGGUGCUCCCGUCACCCAGAUCUCUGAUGGCCAGCCACAAGCUGCUACCGGCACCCCGGUCACCCAAAUCAGUGACGGACAACCUCAGGCUCCUACUGGCGCUCCCGUGAGCCAGAUUAGUGAUGGACAGCCCCAAGCACCUACAGGCACACCCGUUACUCAGAUCAGUGAUGGACAACCUCAGGCACCCACCGGUGCGCCCGUCAGCCAAAUCAGCGACGGCCAGCCUCAAGCACCUACUGGUACACCCGUCACCCAGAUCAGCGACGGACAGCCUCAAGCCCCGACUGGCGCUCCUGUCAGCCAGAUCAGCGACGGCCAGCCGCAAGCUCCUACUGGUACACCAGUUACCCAGAUUAGUGACGGACAACCCCAGGCGCCAACUCAGACUGUUGCUGCCGCCUCAACCUCAGUCGCCCCAUCGACCUUCACUGGUGCCGCCUACCGACCUGAGUUCCCUGGAGGACUAGCUGUCGUUGCAGGUAUUGCAGGAGCUGUGGCAUUCCUGUAG